Neolamprologus brichardi is the source of this 2440-nucleotide messenger RNA. RefSeq names its product ankyrin repeat and SOCS box containing 1 (gene asb1). NCBI's taxonomy places the organism in Eukaryota, Metazoa, Chordata, Actinopteri, Cichliformes, Cichlidae. Gene Ontology annotation, biological process: intracellular signal transduction; protein K6-linked ubiquitination. The record is from RefSeq and is a predicted model, not a curated record. Gene Ontology annotation, molecular function: ubiquitin-protein transferase activity; protein binding. Gene Ontology annotation, cellular component: BRCA1-BARD1 complex; BRCA1-A complex.
AGUCCGUCCUCCUAUGGGGCCACAUGGCUCUGCUGACCUGUCCAUUUAUUUUUAGAGCAACACCAGGACCUCAGUGUCUGUCAGCAGGCAGCAUAGAGAGCCAUAGCUGCAUGCCUGCCUGGUGUAUGUUACCCACCCCAAAAUUUCAUCUGCAACUAUCAGUUAAACAGCGUCUUCUUCACACUACACACAGAUCUCACAGAUCUCAUAUUUGACUUACACCGCACAGCUAUGAACAUUCAUCAAAUUAUGCCUCACAUUCAUUUGAGGUCGCUUGGGUUUCUCUAUUUCUGGGGACCCAGUGUCGCUCUGCAGCCACAGCACCAACCUUCAGCUUGACGCUGUGACCAUUUUGGGAGCAUGGCCGACGGUCCAGAGGCUGAUGUUGACGACCCGCCCAGCAUCAAUUUCCCCCCGCUCAUCACCGUGUCCGAUCUACCCAGCGCUACAGCUGCAGGUCGGAACCUGAAGGAAUGGCUGCAGGAGCAGUUCUGCGACAAACCCCUGGAGCAGGAUGACAUGCGCCUCCACAACGCAGCCUAUGUCGGAGAUCUGGACACCCUGAGGAACCUGCUGCAGGAAGACGGUUUCAGACGGCGUAUCAAUGAGAAGUCUGUGUGGUGUUGUGGCUGUUUGCCCUGCACCCCUCUGAGGAUUGCAGCCACAGCGGGGCACGCAGCAUGCGUGGCCUAUCUGAUCGCUCAGGGAGCCGAGGUGGACCUAGUUGAUGUCAAAGGCCAAACAGCUCUGUAUGUAGCUGUGGUUAAUGGUCACCUGGACUGUGUACGGAUUCUUCUUGAAGCUGGAGCCGAUCCCAAUGGUAGCCGCCACCACCGCAGUACCCCGCUGUACCAUGCUGCACGAGUGGGGAGGCUGGACAUACUGCAGGAGCUCAUCAGGUUCAAUGCUGAUGUUGACAUGGACCACCAGCUGGGUCCCCGGCUCCUGUUAAGCGCUCGAACCCUCAACACGCUAGUGGUCUGCCCUCUUUACAUAAGCGCAGCCUACCACCACCUUCACUGUUUCCGGCUGCUGCUCCAGGCCGGCGCUCAGCCCGACUUCAACUACACAGGUCCUGUCUGCCAUGAGGCUUUGACAAGAGGUUUGGCUUCCUGCCUGCUGGAUGCAGUCCUGCGACAUGGAUGUGACGUGGCCUUCAUCCACCUGCUGUUGGACCACGGAGCGAACCCAGCCCUCGUGCCCUGGGAUGAGUCCGAGUUGGAGGCUCCAAAUCGAAGGAAAGUUGAUCCAGAGGCACUCAGUGUCUUCUUGGAAGGAAAGAGAAACCCUCGUAGGCUGACACAUUUGUGUCGCAUCAGGAUCCGCAGAACGAUGGGCAAAAAUCGUCUAAACCACAUAUCUUCAUUACCGCUUCCAGAACCUAUCAAGAUUUUCUUGCUUCACCAAAACUGACCAUCAUCCACCUACUGGUCUUGUUAAAUGUUCCUUUAACCCAGUCCUUAAAAGAAACCUCAGUCAGUCCCAAAGACACACUACUGCAUAAACACUGUAAACCCAGAUUGCUAAUUGCUUAUUAUUUUAUAUUAAGAAAUAAUUAUUAAUAAUAUUUUCCAAAUAAAUUUGUUUGGAAAUCAUCAUUUAUGUAAAAAAAUCUUCCUCGCAGUGUAAAAUGCUCCUUAUCUUAUCAGAGAAGCCUUAGUUAUGUAUUGACUUGUGGAAACUGUGUGUGUAUUCUAAAUGUUUGCCUUGUGACCUCCCAGAUCACCAGGACGAGUCCUGCUAAUACUUCAAGUAGCACUUUUUAGCUCAACGACUAGAGCGAGAAUCUCAUUUGAAGCAACGACUUAAACAAGCCAUGUUAUAAAUAUCCCAUCCACGGGCAGAGAAGAAUAUUGUCCAGAUGCAGCUCCUUGAAUUGUUUGGUUGUUGUUUUAUGUAAACCAGGCAGAAUGACGGCAAAAAUGUGCAAAAAAAUCCACACACUAGAUCCUCUUUGUUAGCCACGUGCCUUAACUUUGAGUUUGGGAAAAGUGGCUUCAAAGAUUGAUCAGACCAGAGUUAGUUACGGUAAUCCAAAUUAAUCGAGUGUGAUGUUCCGGAUGAGCAAUUUAAGGACCUUGAUUGUAAUGGACACAAAAGUUUACAUUUUGUGACGUCAGCAUCAAAAUAAAAUAAAAAAAGCCUUUUUUUUCAGGGAGGGUAUUUAGAUUGUUUCAACAAAUGUAAUGAAACUCCUUUUCUGUGACAUUGACAAUCUGUCAACUAGUGAAUGAAAUCUAUUUGUGAUAAACAGAAUAAGUUUGUAUUCAUUAGAUGCCAUCUCUGGGAGUCUACUGCACCUACUGUGUGCUGUGCAUGUCUGUUGCACAGCCUAUCUUGUCCUCAAACAUUGACAUUUAAAUGUUGACCAUGUUGAGACAGUUGUGCUUUAUAGAUUUCAUCUCUAUUUGAAUGAGUAAAUGUAUGUAAUUGUAUAAUA